This is a messenger RNA of Brachypodium distachyon (stiff brome), 1936 nucleotides long. Its product is annotated as putative polyol transporter 1. Gene Ontology annotation, cellular component: membrane. Bases 241 to 1803 code for a protein of 520 amino acids. The record is from RefSeq and is a predicted model, not a curated record. Gene Ontology annotation, biological process: transmembrane transport. Lineage: Eukaryota; Viridiplantae; Streptophyta; Magnoliopsida; Poales; Poaceae. Gene Ontology annotation, molecular function: carbohydrate transmembrane transporter activity. The transcript is spliced from 2 exons.
UUUUAAACGUCUGGAUAUAAUAUUUCGACAACAAUUUAGAGAAAAAUACUGGAGUACGAUGGACUUGCUUGCUCGCAUGUGCAUAAAACAUAUUAGUACUAUACUAUAAUUGUACUAGCAAAGAACAACGGCACAUGGAUCCACCAUUUCAAUAAGCUUUUCGAUCAGAUCCUUCCUUCAGGUUUAAUUAGUAGCGUUCCUCUCUAGUAAGAGAAAGGAACAGAGCAAGAAGCGUUCGCCAUGGCUGCUCCUGAGCUCCCGGAGGCAGUGGAACCCAAGAAGAAGAGCAACCUCAAGUAUGCCUUCAUCUGCGCCAUCGUCGCAUCCAUGGCGUCCAUCGUCCUCGGCUAUGACAUUGGUGUCAUCAGCGGGGCAUCGCUGUACAUCAAGAAAGACCUCAAGAUCACGGACGCGCAGCUGGAGAUCCUGGUGGGCAUCCUGAGCAUCUACUCGCUGAUCGGCUCCUUCGCCGCGGGCAGGACGUCCGACUGGAUCGGCCGCCGCUUCACGGUGGUCUUCGUCUCGGCCUUCUUCUUCGCGGGCGCCCUGCUGAUGGGCUUCGCGGGCAGCUACGCCAUGCUCAUGUUCGGCCGCUUCGUGGCCGGCAUCGGCGUGGGCUACGCCAUGGUGAUCGCGCCCGUGUACACGGCCGAGAUCUCCCCGGCGUCGGCGCGCGGCUUCCUCACCUCCUUCCCUGAGGUCUUCAUCAACGUCGGCAUCCUCCUCGGCUACGUCUCCAACUACGCCUUCGCGCGCCUCCCGCUCAGCCUCGGCUGGCGCUUCAUGCUCGGCAUCGGUGCGGCGCCGCCCGUGCUGCUCGCCGUCUUGGUGGUCAACAUGCCGGAGUCGCCCCGGUGGCUCGUCAUGAAGGGCCGCCUCGCGGACGCGAGGCUCGUGCUGGAGAAGAUCGCGGACACGCGGGAGGAGGCCGAGGAGCGCCUGGCGGACAUCAAGCUCGCCGCUGGCAUCCCGAGCGACCUCGACGGGGACAUAGUCGUCGUGCCGGCCAUGACGCGAGGCGGCGACGAGGAGAAGAAGGUGUGGAGGGAGCUCAUCGUGUCCCCAACCCCUGCCGUGCGGCGGAUACUGCUCACGGCGCUCGGGAUCCACUUGUUCCACCAGGGUUGCGGCAGCGACAACGUGGUGCUCUACAGCCCGCGCGUGUUCGAGAGCGCCGGCAUCACGGGCGACGACCAGCUCCUGGCGGCCACAUGCGCCAUGGGCGUCACCAAGACGUUCUUCAUCCUGGUGGCCACGUUCCUGAUCGACCGCGUCGGCCGGCGGCCCCUGGUGCUAUGCAGCACGGGCGGCAUGGUCGUCGCGCUCGUGGGCCUGGCCACGGGCCUCACCGUCGCGGGCCGGAACCCGGGCGGCGAGAUCCAGUGGGCCGUCGUGCUCUGCGUCGCCUCCGUCAUGGCUUACGUGUCCUUCUUCUCCGUCGGGCUCGGGCCCGUGACGGGCGUGUACACCACGGAGAUCUUCCCGCUGCGGCUGCGCGCGCUGGGCUUCGCCGUCGGGGCGGCGGGCAACCGCGUGAUCAGCGGCGUGAUCUCCAUGACCUUCCUCUCGCUUUCCAAUGCCAUCACCAUCGGAGGCUGCUUCUUCCUCUAUGCCGGCGUCACCGCGCUUGGGUGGGUCUUCUUCUUCAACUGCGUCCCCGAGACACGCGGCCGGACGCUCGAGGAGAUUGGGAGUCUGUUCGGCGCAACGGAUACGGGCAUGGAGGCAGAAGACGCUGCCCCCGAGAGAGAGACCGACAGCUGCAGAGCGAGGCUCUUGCCGGGCUCUUCGCCUGGGGUUUGAGUAGGUUGCGUGAGAAUUUGGGGCCGUGUAUCGUGAGAUGCCAACUGCACGUAACGUCCUUUCACCGGAAAAACAGAUGUUCGCUAUCUUCGAAAACCAGCAGGGGAGUGUGCGCCUGCACCCAAUUGUGCAU